CGCCAAUGCAACGUCUAGCGUUGUUUCCACCGGGGGCACUAGCUCGCUGGUGAGCGUAUCGACGCCUUCGCCUGUUCCUUCAUCGUCUGUGGUUGCGCCGUCGUCGAUUUCCAGCUUUCCGUCUCCUUCUUCCAAUGGACCAUCGUCAACUGUAAACUCCGCCGUGACCACGGCCGCCCCUACUAUCAGUGUCUCGUCCAUCUCUGCGACAAACGCGUCGUCCUCUUCGUCAGCCAAUGCGACGUCCGCCGCCGCUUCGAGCACGCCUGUGCCCACUCAGACACUUGACCCAGAGACACUCGCCGACAUCGCCCUGAUGGGCCAGCGGCGAUUGUCUUUGAUAAUCAGCUUUGUGGAGAGCCCUCAAAAUCUGGCCCCGCCAUCUGGCAUCCCUGCAUGGCUGUCCUCCUUGGGCCCUGAUGGGAAGUGGCCCGACUCUGAAGUAGAUUAUACCACCGGCUGUGAUGCACAACGUGCCAACUGGCCGGCGUACUUCCACUGGAACAGAAUCCUGACCAUAGCGGCCGCUUGGCACGGAGGCUUGGAAGGCGAAGAUCAGUAUGUGAAGGAUCCUGCUGUACAGAGCGCCAUCUCGAAUGCAAUGGACUGGUGGUUCGAACGAGAUUUCACCAACAUCGCUUGCCUGGACAACGGAGGAACCGCUUCGUGCCCCUGUGGCACUCCUGGUUUGUGGAACACCAAUUGGUACUCGAACGUAAUUCUGAUACCCAUGUAUAUGGGGCAAGCGUGUUUGCUCAUGAACGAUACGCUCACCGCCACCCAGCUUAGUAACUGUACCCACAUCAGUACGCGUGGAUACAGCCCGUUCUACCGCAACCCACAACCGGGUUAUGUCUCCGGAGCGAAUAUACUCGACAUGUCGAAGAUCGGGGUAGACAGCGCCCUCCUCACGGGCAAUGCGUCUUUGCUCAGUGACGCGUACUCCCGAGUGCACGCCGAAGUUGUCAUAGAGCAGGCAGUCAAGGCAGAUGGAAUACGUCCUGACGGAUCGUUUGGGCAGCAUGGUGGCCUGUUAUAUAACGGCAACUACGGCAAGGAUUUCUCCAACGAUGUCCUGGCCUUAGAGAUCACGGCCGGCGGUACCCAGUUCGCUGCUAAUUCGACCACCAAAAAUGCGUUCGCGACCCUCAUUGACGGUGACCAGUGGAUGAUCUACCGCAAUGUCUUAACUGGGGUCCUACACUGGGAUUUUAGCACUUUACCUCGGUUCAUCAGUUUCCCUGUCGUCGAUGCUCAAGCGACGGCUCAGAUCAACCUGAAUCUCAGUCAGAUAGGACAGCUCGGCGAGGAGUGGAACUCCACAUCGCUGAUCAAUGUGGACGACAGCCUCUCAAAGAAUACGACCACUGCGAAUGCGGGGACCCUCAUUGGAAAUCGCAUGUUCUACGACAAUGAUUACAUGGUCCACCGAGGAGCGGGUUACGUGACGACACUAAAGAUGUACUCCACCAGGACGGAGAAUACCGAGUGUACUAACUCACAGAACCCCCUAGGAUUUCACUUAUCCGACGGCACAACGUAUACGUAUCUCAGUGGUGACGAAUACGAGGAUAUCGCGGCUGCUUGGGACUGGAACCUUAUCCCAGGGAUCACCGUCGAUUAUGCUGCCACUCCCUUGGCUUGCUCGACUGCUGGCUGGAAGGGUACCCAACCGUUUGUUGGCGGAGUCUCUGAUGGGUUGAUAGGUGCAAGUGCGAUGCGCUUCACAAACCCGGACACGAAGUCUCUUUCCUGGCAGAAAGCUUGGUUCUUCCUGGACGAUGACGUCCAACAUGUCAUGGUUGCGAACAUUCAUUCAACCACCAACUCUUCUAUCUUCUCGGUCUUGGACCAGAAGAAGCACUCCGGCACUAUCUUCAUAAACGGCUUUCCCAUGUUCCAGUCGAACUACUCUAGACCAUUGUCCCUCUGGCAUGACAACGUCGGCUAUGCAUUCGAUAACAGCACGUCCUUCACCCUCUCCGUUGAGGUUGGAGAGAAGACAGGGAACUGGAGCAACAUUGGCACCUCUACACAGCCGCCGGUUACCGUGGAUCUCUUUGCGGCAUGGCUCGAUCACAAAGACCUUACGGUUCCGCUGUCAUAUUCCGUUUACCCCGCUACCAACCUCGUCACGUUCGAGAAGAAGGCUCUGCUCGGCGGAGUUCGCGUUAUCGAGAACAAUGCUCAUACAUCCGCGAUCGUGGACGAUAGACACGAUACUGCCAUGGCAAUAUUCUGGGACGUGGCUGGAGGAAACGUAACCUUUACCUCUCCUUUCCCAUGGGUUGCGCCGGUAACCGUGCAAGCGAGCGGGAACGCUGCGAUCAUCUACCGGAUGGACACAGGGAACAUAACGGUCUCGGACCCGUCACAAAGUCUUCGGACGGUCGAUCUUACGUUUUCGAUUGGGGAAGGAAGGGCCCCUGCGCGAUGGCCGGGCGGUCGCAGCAGGACUCUGUCGUUCAGUCUUCCGACCGGAGGUCUUGCAGGAAACAGCGUUUCGCAGACACUUCACUAAGGCAGACCUGCGAAUCAACUCCAUGGACAUCAUUCACAGACUUUCAGCGAUCCAAGCACUCUCGUUUAUAAUGCUAUAGAUACAUACAUUCUUUACAGUCCCUCCUUGUCUACCAUCGUGUAAUCCUGGUCCUGACAGAACGGAAGUCCGGGAUUAUUGUCAUCCAAAUGCAUGCACGGGUCGCGGUCGAACACGACCUGCAUGGUCUUCCAAUACUCUAGACUGGUGGACACAACAGCAUACAUCUACAGGUUGUGUGAUCGCUUCGUACAACGCCUACGGUAUACUACAGUUUGACUUUCCAGAACCUGACCUCUUCGGUGCUACCCUCUUUAUCAGGCUCCGCAAAGCCCGCCCGUAGAGGUGUCACACUAACGUAGCCGUUGGUGAUCGCCCAUGUGUCCGAGCCUAAGGGUAUGCUGGAAGAAGGCGGCGCGAUGAGGCCAGAUAUGUCGGGGCCCCAUCUGAAGACCAGUUUCCCGACGUCGUGCUCAGCUGCGUCGGCACCCGCACCCGUUGACAGCUUAGCGCCAGGUUCAUCGGGCCCCGCCGGGGGCCCAGAUGGCCCGGGGCCAUCGGUAUGAGCUUUGAAUAGCCGUCCGUAACUCUUCCGCCACAUGUCCGUCCAGCAUAUGGGUAGACCGUCGCCGUCGAGAAGCUCCUUAACCAUGGGCACGUUGAUGGAGUACAGAUCAACCUCUUUCUCUCCAGUGGCUGCAUUGGCGCGCAAGCCGAGGGGAUCGCUUCCCCAGUUGUUCCACAGGUGAUGGAUGAUGCGCAUCGCUAAAUUAUGGGCCGGCUCGCACCAUUCAUCCUGAACUGGUUCCUCCAUAGUACCGUAUGAAAGGGCGAUCGAGCGAGUCUGAGCUAGCGCGGAAGAAAGUGCAGCGCCAAUGGUGCCCGAGGAUAACGAGAAAGCGGAGGACGUGUUGCGCCCAAAGUUAGGGCCCGAGAUGACGAGGUCUAUGUCGCCGUGGUAGAGGUUGUGAAGUCCGAUGUUGGCGCAAGUAGCUGGUGUCCCGUCCAGAAGUAUCCAUUCACCAAUUUCACCGUCUUUGAGUGGCCUCGAUAUCUCGGAUGUUUCUCCUUGGCCAUCUGGACCUUUGGGAUAGUAAUACCGCCCGCGGAUGAUGUCGUUGAUCUGGUAUGCUUUCCCUAUCCAGGAUUUCUGGCUGCUAGGGACGACCACCUUCACGUCCCAUCCAAGAUCCUGCACCAGAUGUCGAUACAGCCCGAAAACAUAUGGUGAAUGCGGCCCGGGUGGACCAUCGUCAUUGGUGAGGAUAACACGAGGCGUCUUGGAGGGCAUGG
This is a messenger RNA of Punctularia strigosozonata HHB-11173 SS5, 3832 nucleotides long. Its product is annotated as polysaccharide lyase family 8 protein. Bases 317 to 2521 code for a protein of 734 amino acids. NCBI's taxonomy places the organism in Eukaryota, Fungi, Basidiomycota, Agaricomycetes, Corticiales, Punctulariaceae. The record is from RefSeq and is a predicted model, not a curated record. The transcript is spliced from 17 exons. Gene Ontology annotation, biological process: carbohydrate metabolic process. Gene Ontology annotation, molecular function: carbohydrate binding; lyase activity. Gene Ontology annotation, cellular component: extracellular region.